This is a messenger RNA of Neurospora tetraspora, 453 nucleotides long. RefSeq lists its product as uncharacterized. The record is from RefSeq and is a predicted model, not a curated record. The coding region runs from base 1 to 288 and encodes 95 amino acids. NCBI's taxonomy places the organism in Eukaryota, Fungi, Ascomycota, Sordariomycetes, Sordariales, Sordariaceae. The transcript is spliced from 2 exons.
AUGCUCAGCUGCGAGAAGAUCCGGCUCUUGACCACCAGUCGUGAAUAUGCCGACAUCGAGCGGGUCAUGGCUCCUGUUUCCCUUUCUGUACCCGCCUCACGCGAGGAGGUGGAGAAGGAUAUUCUAGUCUUUAAGAAGGCCAAGAAGAUCAGUGUUGAAGAGGAGCACGAGAUCAGGAUGGAGCUUGAUGGCACGACGCAAGUCGACGAUACCAUGGCAGUUGAGGAGACCACGCAAGUCGAGCUGGAAAGAGCAACUCGAAUCAUGUCGAGGAAGGUGCCCCAAUGAUGCUGAUGAUGGUGGAUGAAGGAGAGAACGAGAGACGGAAAAAACUUCACGUCCAUGGGGGAGAAGGACGGGGUGUACCGAAGCCAGGAAAGAGCAACCCGUUAUUAUGUCGAGGAAGGUGGGGGAGAAUGACGGGGUGUACCGAAGCAAGGAAAGGGCAACCUG